This is a messenger RNA of Elephantulus edwardii (Cape elephant shrew), 1539 nucleotides long. RefSeq names its product glycoprotein 2 (zymogen granule membrane) (gene GP2). The transcript has 11 exons. Lineage: Eukaryota; Metazoa; Chordata; Mammalia; Macroscelidea; Macroscelididae. The coding region runs from base 1 to 1539 and encodes 512 amino acids. Gene Ontology annotation, biological process: neutrophil migration. The record is from RefSeq and is a predicted model, not a curated record. Gene Ontology annotation, cellular component: cell surface; apical plasma membrane.
AUGGCGAGCUCUGGUCUCCUGUGGCUGGCCUUCACCUCCUGCAUUCUGACCUUGGCAUCUGCAGAGCAGCAAGGUGAUGAAUCACUAAUAGACCAGUACUGUUUUGACCCCUGCCAGAACUAUACCUUGUUGGAUGAACCUUCCAGAAGCACAGAGAAUAAAGUAGUAGAGGACCUGUGUGAUAAUGGCCUGCGAGGCUGGUAUCGUUUUGUGGGUGAUGGGGGAGUCCGGAUGCCAGAAACCUGUGUCCCGGUGUACCGGUGUCAGACGUCAUCUCCCAUGUGGCUGAAUGGCAGCCAUCCCUUCCUUGCGGACGGCAUUGUCAACCGCACUGCUUGUGCCCACUGGAGUGCCAACUGCUGCUUCUGGAGGCAAGAAAUAUCAGUGAAGAGCUGCCCUGGAGGGUACUACGUGUACCGCUUAGAUGGCACACCUGUGUGUAAUCUGAGAUAUUGCACAGAACCGCCCCCUGUGCAGGACUAUUGUGAAGGGUCCUGCCGCCCAGAAGAGGAGUGUCUCUUGAACAACAACGGUACUUGGGGUUGCUUCUGCAGACGGGGCCUCAACAGCUCUGAUGUCCAGAGUCUGAAGCCCCAGAUAGACUGCGGGGCCAAGGAGAUCAGGGUGUCAUUGGACAGGUGUCUGUUGGAACACCUGGGCUUGGGCGAGUUCAUCAUUGCCUACUUGCUGGACCGGAACUGUAGCACCAUCAUGCAAAGGGAGGACAGGAACCAGUUGUCCAUCACCAGCCCUGUCCAGGCUGGCGUCUGCGGGAACAUUCUGGAGAAAAAUCAAACCCAUGCCAUCUACAAAAACAAGCUCUCCUUGGUCAGCGACUUCAUCAUCAGAGACACCAUGCUCAACGUCAACUUCCAGUGUGCCUACCCACUGGACAUGAAAGUCAGCCUCCAGACUUCUCUGCGGCCCCUUGUAAGUUCCCUGAACAUCAGCUUGGCCGAAAAAGGAGAGUUCACUGUCAGGAUGGCCCUGUUCCAGGACGAGAACUACACGUCUCCUUAUGAAGGGGCCAAGGCUGUGCUGCUGUCGGUAGAAUCCAUGCUCUAUGUGGGCGCCGUCUUGGAUGAAGGGGACACCUCCAGGUUCCACCUGUUGCUGAGGAAUUGCUAUGCGACACCCACAAAAGCCAGAGAUGACCCUGUGAAAUAUUUCAUCAUCAGAAACAGCUGCCCCAAUUUCCAGGAUUCUACUAUCUACGUGGAAGAGAAUGGGGUGUCUGCAGAAAGCCGGUUCUCCAUUCAGAUGUUCAUGUUUGCUGGGAAUUACGAUCUAGUCUUCCUGCACUGUGAGGUGCAUCUCUGUGACUUCCUCGAGGAGCUGUGCCAGCCGUCUUGCUCCAGAAACAGACUUGGCAGUGACGCAGCGGCCAUUGACCCAGCCCAUAUCCUAGAUUUGGGACCCAUCACGCGGAAAGGUGGCCAGUCUCUCGGUGUUAAGGGUGGAGCCCCCAGAUCCACAGAGUUGUUCCUGGCGACCUGGACUCUACUUCUCCUGCCUGUUCUGCUUGCGUGGCUCUUCUGA